AUGCAAGUGAAAGGGGGUGCUAGACAUACUGUGUCAAAGGUUGGGAAAAAAAAUAUGUGUAGUGUAUGCAAGCAAGUAGGACAUAACAAGGUUACAUGUUCUCAAGCUGAAAAGCCAACAAAACUCAGGGUAAAGAAAAGGAAGAGAGCAGAUGGUAAUGUUGGGGAAAGAAGCAGUGGUAAGAAGGAAAAGGAUGGUAAAGAUGAGCAAGGACGUAAGGGUAAUAAGGGCAUUAAUGGUAAUUUUGGGGAAGGAAGUAGUGGUAAGAAGGCAAAGCAUGUUACAGAUGAACAAGGAAGUAAGGGUAAUAAGGGCAUUAAUGGUAGUGUUGGGGAAGGAAGCAGUUGUAAGAAGGCAAUGGAUGGUAAAUAUGAGAAAAAACUUGCUACACGGGUUGAGGGUAAAAAUAGGGAAGGCAACACUAUUGACAAGCCAAUGGAACUUGAAUAG
Molecule: messenger RNA, 450 nt
Organism: Lactuca virosa
Lineage: Eukaryota; Viridiplantae; Streptophyta; Magnoliopsida; Asterales; Asteraceae
Source: the annotation of a GenBank genome assembly